CGUUGUUCUUACUGCUGCUAGUAAUGCUGGUGCUGGAACUUCCGUUUCUGUUUUUGUAACUACUACUUCAGUUAUUUGUGUUGUUGCUGUUGUAAGUUCUGCUGCCGCCGCUGCUGCUACUUUUGUUGUUGUUACUUCUGCUGCUGAUGCUACGGGUGCUGCUGCUGCUGAUGCUGCUGUUGCAAUAUUGUCACUAUUACGACUGCGAUUGAUGUUUAACGAUUUUGGUUUUAAGAUUCACUGAUGUCAAGACGCGGGAAACUUCAUUAAAUUCGGUGUUCAGUGCGAAAUGUAUACAUAAGUAUAUAUAAGUAUACAUGAAUAUGUGUAUUUAUAUAUGAAUGUAUAGAAAAUGUAGUGCGGUGAAGUGGGGGUAAGAAAAAAAGUGUUAAAAUCUUAAAGGGAAUCACAAAAUCAAGAAACAAAGUACUAAGUAACUAAGUAACUGAAAACAGAUGAAAAUAAGUGACUACCCAUAAAAUCCCAUAAUAUUUUCUUAAUACCAGAACAUCAUCUGAUGAUGUUGACGAUGAUGAUAAUACAAAUAAACAUAUGAAAGAAAAUAUAAAUACUAUUUUAUUGUUUUCCUUUCGGUGGGGGUGCGGGAAUCAAAAAGCUUAAAAUGUAGAAAUAUUUUGAUAAAUAAAUAGAGUAAAACACACACACGAAAAAAAGAAAUAUUAUAAUUUCAAAAUCAUUCCUAAUUCAAUAUAAAACAAACAAUUAUUUAUUUAUUUACUUUCCCUGUUUAAUUGAAAGCGAUUAAAAUGAAUAAUCUGAUGUAGAAAGAAAAAAAAAACAACAAAGAAAGAAAAAAAAAGAUAAAAUAAAAGAAGAAAGAAAGAAAAACGAAACUUACAAAAACGGAGGAACAAGGAAUACUAUUUAUAUAAAUUGUAUUUUACUACAAUCAGAAAGUGGGAAAUUUACAAUCACUUAAACACAUCAAAGAAGUGGAUUUAAAAGACUUAAAAGGAGAUAAAGAAAACAAACAAACUACAAAUAAAACGAACUACAAGCAAACAUAACUCAAAUAUCAACAAGUAAUUUUUAAUUAAUUAAAUGAUAACGAUUGAAAACACAUAAAAACUAAAUAUUCAUGUUUGAAAAUAAUCAUGGACACACCAUCAACAUUAUCAUCAACAUUAUCAUCAUGCGUGACGAAAUCAUACAAAACGCAAAUAUAAGAGAUUGAGCUAUUUUCUGUGUAUUAUUUUCUUCUUUAGAAACAAAAGAAAGAAAACAUAUAUUUUAUUUAUAUAGAGAAAAAAGAAAAAAAACAAAAAACACGAGAAAAAACUUUUAUUUUUCAAAAAAGGGAAAGAUUACGUAUGGACAGUGGUGACAAUUUGCAACUCUCAGAAAAAUUUAACAUGCAAUUUUUCAGAUACAAUCUUACUUAAGGCAUUGUUUGUGCUACCAUGAUUGAAUUAACAUAUCGGGAAAUCAACUACCUUCAAUUUGAUGGGAGCUGCAACUAAUUAUUCUAAGGAAUAAGAUGACCCACUAUUAUCAGCACUUGAUUACUGAGGUACAGAGAUUUUUUCUAAGAACCGCCUAAAUUUUACCAAUGAACGCGAGUCAGAAAAUUUCGGCUUUUUCUUUGGCCAGAACGACGAUAUCAAGUCUACUCGAAUCCCAAGCUGUCCAAGAUAAAUCCUCCAGUUAUGAUGUGACAAUCGACUGGGCAGACAACACAACUACAGAAGAAUUAUCCACCUUAGCACCGACCAAUCCAUUCAUUCUGCCAUGGUGGCAACAAGUAUUUUUCAUCAUCAUCUUCCUCGCCAUGAUUAUCGCCUCGAUCGGUGGAAACCUCAUUGUUAUGUGGAUAGUUCUCUGGCACAAGCGUAUGCGAACCGUAACCAAUUACUUCCUUUUUAACCUGGCAUUGGCAGAUGCCCUUAUAUCCGUCUGGAACACUCUAUUCAACACAGCAUAUUUGUUGUAUAGUAAUUGGUGGUUCGGUGAGGACUUCUGCAAAUUUUCCAUGUUCGUAGCUCCUUGUACGACGUCUGCCAGUGUGUUUACACUUAUGGCCAUAGCUAUCGACAGAUAUCUGGCCAUUAUGCGAUGGGUGAGAAUGUCAGCGAAAGUGGUCAUUGGACUCAUCGUAGUCAUAUGGUUGGCCUCUUGCCUCAUAUCGCUACCGCUGGCUAUUUAUUCCAAGACCGAGACUUUUAGCUACGCUGACGGCUCAACGCGAACCCUCUGCCUCCAAGAGUGGCCAGGCAACCAGAGAAGUUCAAGUGUUGAGCUGGGAUACAACAUUUUCUUGAUCAUUGUCAACUAUUUUCUGCCCAUGUUUAUUCUAAUUGUCACAUACACGUUCCUGGGAAAAGAACUUUGGGGCAGCAAAGCAAUUGGUGAAAAUACUUCCAUCCAGCAACAAAGAGUCAAAGCAAAACAAAAGGUGGUUAAAAUGAUGAUUGUCGUGGUGAUUAUAUUUGCUGUCUGCUGGCUACCAAUGCAUCUAUACUUCUUGCUAGUUUCAUCGUUUCCCAGUAUCAACAGCUACCAAUACAUUCAACAGAUAUUUCUGAUUAUUUACUGGAUGGCUAUGUCCAACUCUAUGUACAACCCUAUCAUAUAUUGCUGGAUGAACGCACGGUUCCGUCAAGGUUUCAAACUGGUCUUCUGCAUUUUUCCUUGUGUACAUGUACAAAAAAAGAGGCGCCCUGAUCGUAAUAUGACUCUUUCAAUGAGUAUGUCGGAUACAAAGGGUGUCAACCGAAACGGUUCGUUGAUGCACACUACCAUGGAGAAUAUGGAGGAAUCAUACAAUAGUCCGGAAACAAUUCAAGAAACGGAUUGGAAGCAAAAUAGUAAAGACGAUCCAGCGGCAGACGAUGAAUAUUUGUAGGAAGCAGAAAAACGACAGGGAAGAAAAUGACAUAAAUGAAAUAAAGAAAGAAAAUUAUAUUUAAAAGAAAAAAAUGACGUUAAAAUAUAGUAAAAAUAAUAAUAAUAAAGGGAGAUCACUUCCUAAGCCGAGAUACAUAGAGACACUUGCUUUAGCCAUUGAAUGAGAGUAAACAUCGAGAGUAGAGAGUCUAGUAGAUAAAUGUGAGAGCAGGUGAAUGAGUGAGUGUGGGUGCAGGUGAAUGAGUGUAAGGACAGAUAAGAGAGUGAGUAUGCGGGUAACUAAAAGGACAUGUGUAAGGAGAGAGUAUGAUUUUGAGUGGAGGAAUAUGAAAACCUCCAAGUGAGCGUGAUGGCAGGUAAGUGUGACGACAGUGAGUGUGAGGAAAUGUAAGCAUAGGUAAGUGAAUAUGAGGGUAGAUGAAUGAGGAAAGGCAUGUGAGUGAGAGUGAUGCUGGGUAAAUAAGUGAGUGUGGAUGAGUGGAUGUAAGAACAGAUGGCUGUGAGUGAGUGAGUGAGCGAGUGAGUGAGUGAGUGAGAAAUGAGUGGGAAAGUUAGUGACUGAGUAGAUGUAUGUAUGAGAGGGAGAGAGAGAGAUUGGGUGAGGAAUGGGUCAGUGAAUGACAGGUAAAUGAGUAAGCAAAGGGGUUAAAGCAUAAAUAGGAUUCAAUGAGUGAGUAGGGAUCAAUGAGUGAGUGAGUAAUAGAGUGAGAGAUAGGGGAUAUUACUAUAUUUAAAAGGAUAUUUUUAUUCGUGAGUAAAUCAACGCAUGCAUCUAACCACAUGUCUUGGCGCUUGCAUAUACACGCACGCAUGCACACACACACGCACACACACUCAGACACACAUACAAACAGAAACACACACAAACACACAUACACACAUAUAUACAUGUAGACAAACACACAUUCACA
Molecule: messenger RNA, 3776 nt
Organism: Octopus sinensis (East Asian common octopus)
Lineage: Eukaryota; Metazoa; Mollusca; Cephalopoda; Octopoda; Octopodidae
Product: tachykinin-like peptides receptor 99D
Exons: 9
Coding region: 1571-2863 (430 amino acids)
Biological process (GO): G protein-coupled receptor signaling pathway
Cellular component (GO): plasma membrane
Molecular function (GO): tachykinin receptor activity
Source: RefSeq, a predicted model, not a curated record